CGAAGGCGCCGUGGGCCGCACUGCGCCUGCGCGGGGGAUUUGAAAAGUCCGGUCCGGGCCGUUGCGCGCUGAGUGGGGAGGCGAUUCUCGUUGACUGUCCCGUGCGGCCAUGGAGCUGGCGGCUCGCGCGCGGAUGUUUGAAGCCCAGAUACAGAGCUAUCAAGGAGACGACCCCCUCGAUCCUUGGGACAGAUACCUGCAAUGGGUGGAAAGUGCUUUCCCGCUUCAGGGUGGACAGGAAUGCUUGUCCGCUUCAUUAGAGCAACUUGUGAAAGUGUUUAUCGGUGAGGAGAGGUACCACCAGGAUCUGAGACUCAUUAAGUACUGCAUUAAACUAGCAGAAUUCAUCAGUGCUCCUAGUCAAUUUUUUGACUACAUCUACAGCCAAGGAGUUGGUACUAGGACAUCUGCUUUGUACAUUGCUUGGGCUCAACAGCUUGAAACUGAAGGGAAUAUACAACAUGCUGGUGCUGUUCUUCAAAAGGGUAUUCAUAACCAGGCAGAGCCAAUGGAAAAUCUGCAAGAACAAUACAGACUGUUCCAGAGUCGUAUCCCUCGAAGUCAUCCGUUGACGCAAGUUGCUGCCUCAAAACAACUUCACGAUUCCCAGACUCCAAAUCAAAUGGCUCCUAGAAAAGAUGUCUCAGAAUCUGGUGACCCAGCCUGUCUCUCCAAAAGUCAGGAUCCAACGCUUUCUGCAGCUCAGUCCUCCCAGGAUGGCACAGGAAAAGUAGAGUAUCUUACCUACAUUUCAAAGUCAGCAGUUCUUCCAAAGCUAUCUUCGACCUCCAAUGAAUUUGAGCAAGUGGCGAUGUACAAUAAAAAUAUGCUCAUCUGUGAAGGCUCAGAGCUUUCAUUUGAGGAAGUGAGAGCGAAGGUUGUUUACCGAAAACAAGAAAGAUUGAGACGACAAAAAGAGUGGGAAGAGGAAGAGAGGGAGUACGCAAAGAGAAAAGAGUCUGCCAUCCUUGAAAUGCAGUUCUUGCAGCAGAAGCUGGAACAGCUCAAUCAGCUGACCAAAGACUAUCCAGAAGCUAAGCUGGAAGAGGCACCCGUGCUACAGUCUGUUCCAGAUAGAAUGGUGGUUGAUCCAUGUGUGAAACCAAUUCCUGCUCUACAGCAAGAUUGGAUAGCACCUUUUCAGACGACAAAUCUGCAAACCUCAUGGUGCCUGGGGCCAGACCAGCUGCAAACAAGGGCUGCAGCAAGUACUUCAACAGCAGAUACUUCUAUACCAAAGCCUGUUUCAGGGUCACUAUCAAUGGUAACAUGUGAAAAGGUCACAGGCGAAGCUAAACUAGAUCUUGGAGAACUCCGGAACACUCUAUUACAACUUGAGGUCAAGAGUGGUGAUGCUGUGUCUCCGCCUGUUCAGGAACAGUCCACAUUCAGUCGUGGCCGCUCCAUUGGACAGCAGCACUCAAAUGUGAGCACUUCUGGUCUCAAAUUAGAUCACUGCACAGCGAUGAAAGAAGCACCUAGAAUUGGAAAUGCUUCUGUCAGCUUUGGACAUGCUUCUCAAGCCACCCCGAAUACCUCACUGGGAGGAGUGAUGCAGGCAACUCCGUUCAAAGUGCAGCCCUCACCCACUGUUCAUACUAAAGAAGCACUGGGAUUUUUAAUGGACAUGUUUCAGACACCUAUCCUGCCUGAAAUGCCUUCUCUUCAAGAAAAUCAGGAGAAAUUUGAGGCCUACUGUAGAAAAAGUGAGCCUGGUAAAAGCAUGAAAGCUAAUGACGCUGCCCCUGUUGUGUCUGCUUUUUCCAUUUUUGAAGAUGAGAAUGAAAAAGAAAACAAUAGCUUCCCACAGCAAAAAAACAAGCUUCCCCAGGCCAGAGCCUUUGGAGAACAUCCCUUACUCAGAUGUGCUGAGCAAUCAAAAGAAGGAACUCGGACAACAGAGUUCCUGAUGGAUGACUCCACUGUGUGGGCUCUGCACUGUAAUAACAAAACACUGGCGCCCAGUCCCAACAGCACAAGAGACUUUGCACGUGCUACACAGCUUGCUUCAACCCCAUUUAACUACCUGUCAGCGCAUUCGUGGCAAGCCAUGGAGGACAAAGAAAAUGCAGUCCACAACAAUGAUGGUAAGAUGGUUCUGGAUUCUUCUGAGGAGCAAUACAUGGAGACGUCCAAACCCAGGAAGCUAAGCCCAGUUUUGGAGCAGAGCCCAGAACAAGGAUCUCUGCCAGGAAAUGCACCCUCUGCAGCUGCUUCUCUAGUGUUAAACCAGCAGCUAGCUACUGAGAAGGCUGUGUUGGAGACUUUGCAAGCAGCCAGGGGAUAUUCAGAUGAGGAAACGGUGCUAACUGCAUGUAAAGAGUCCGUCAGUACUCCACAGAUUCUCGUGUGUGCAGGGGACAGGAUACACCAGAAUGUUAAAGCUCCAGUCAUUGUUGAAAACCCUUGGGACGAGGGCUUAAUUCGCAGACUUCUAUCAAGGCUACCUAAACCGCUGAGUACCUACUCCAAUACUUUUGAAUGGAAAUCCAGUCUUCCCACUAUCAAACUGAAGACUGAACUUACAUUGGGUCCUAAAUCAUUCCAUGUGGAUUGCUUACUUGGAGAAGGGGCUUUUGCUCAUGUCUAUCAGGCUUCUGUCCUGGAUACAAAUAACCCUAAAAAUAACCAGAAAGUAAUAUUAAAGGUGCAGAAGCCUGCAAACCCUUGGGAGUUCUAUAUAGCAUCUCAGCUGAUGGAGAGGCUUAAACCAAGUGUGCGACAUCUCUACAUCCAGUUUUAUUCUGCUCACUUCUUCCAAAAUGGAAGUAUAUUAGUUGGUGAGCUAUACAACUAUGGAACUUUACUGAAUACCAUAAAUAUUUACAAAAAGCUUCCUGAAAAAGUGAUGCCUCAAGCACUAGUAAUCUAUUUUGCUGUAAAAAUUCUAUACAUGGUGGAAGAGCUCCACAACUGUGGAAUCAUUCAUGGUGACAUUAAACCUGAUAACUUCAUACUUGGAGAAAGGCUUUUGGAUAAUGACACCUGUGACAUAGACAGUCUCUCUCAUGGUCUGACAGUCAUUGACUUGGGUCAGUGUAUCGACCUGAAACUCUUUCCUGAAGGAACUGCGUUUACAGGAAAGUGUGAGACAUCUGGAUUUCAGUGUAUCGAAAUGCUGACACAGAAACCAUGGAACUACCAGACUGAUUACUUUGGAAUUGCUGGAACAAUAUACUGCAUGCUCUUUGGCACCUACAUGAGGGUAAGAAAUGAAGAAGGGAUCUGGAAAACUGAGGGAGUCUUCAGAAGGAUUCCUAAUGCAGAAUUGUGGAAUGAGUUCUUCUGCAGCCUCCUGAACAUACCAGACUGCCAUCACCUUCCAUCUUUGGGAGCUUUACGCAAAAAGCUAAGAGACUUGUUCCAAAAGUCAUAUGCUAAGGAAAUAAAGUUCCUCCGCAAUCGGCUUGUGGUGUUGCUCAUAGAAAAAAAACGUUCACGAAAAUAACCCUUGAAUUUAAAGACUUCAGUUUCUCUUACUAUGAAGAGAAGCUUUCUACAUAUACUUUUUAAAUGUCAUGUCUUUUCAAAAUACACUUGGUUUGCUACUGAUCUUUGAGUGAACUUUGUCCUUGACAACUUGAAUAUUUGCCUCUGCUGUCACGGAGAAACUAAUCUACACAAGCUAUAUGACUUUUUAGGAAAUUCUAACUUGAAUGUUUAAAGUUACUUUGGCGGACUUCAAUGUGGGAGACCAGCUGGAGGUCUCAUGCAGCAGUAGUAAAACCUCCUUUGCUUUCAAAAACGAUGAUUUUUUUUCUACCACAAGGUAUUGUCCAUAAUAGUUACAUCAUGUUGGGUAUAUGAUGCAUAAAGAUGAACUGAUAAACUGAUGGAAGGUAGCGGCUGCUUUGAGACCAGUCAUCAUGGCCAGUUAGGUUCAUUAUGGGCAAAUGGAGGAAAGGCCCAACCAGUUCAUAGAGUCCAUGGCCAGAAGGGACCAUGGUGAUCAUCGACUGACCUCCAUAACAUAGGCCAGAGAACUACUUUGACCUGAAACAAAAUGUUUCCUGCUUGGAAUCCCUUUUAGAGUGUCUGACAAGGCUGUAAUGCCCAUUCAAAUAGCUUUCAAUAGGCCUUUUUUUGUAAAGAAAGCAAAUCUGACCUGAAGAAAUGUGGAGUGCAACAUAAAAACUGGAUUUAAUAACAUCUCUGACAAUUGCAGGAAUUUAUCCAGUAUAGAUUAACGUCUAUCCUCGUCUGAAGUUAAGGCUUCUGUUCAGACCUCCAGAACUGAUUAGAAUUCUGGACCAGCUCUCUGCACAGGAAUUGUAAUUGGGCCUGUGAAGAUGCCAGGAUUCUUUAUCUGGUAGCUGCUGCUCAGAGGCAGAGACAUUAGGUGUCACGAUUGCCACUUUAGGAACAAAAAAAGAACUGUACUUCCAUCAUGCUUGGCGAUGUAAUUAAAUGCUGUGUCCUUUUGUAGAAGGUCAUGUGUUUCCAAACCUGAGCUCACCAGGAACACAGCAUCUCCAGCCGUCGGAACACUUGUUUACUGAAAGGAAUGGUAUGCAAAGUAGUGACACUGCUGCUCCCUAAUAGGCUGGAUGCCAGUGAAUAGAGGUUACACCAUAACUCAGAAGACUGGCAAGCUUAGGCAGAACCUGCUUUACAAUUAACUCUGAAAGAGUUACUGUUUAAUGUAGCUUUCCUCAGGAGCUUGAGACAAUAGUGGAUACCACAUGCUGAUGCAGACCUUCUGCUUCCUUUUGUUUGCUCAGCCUCAGAGACCUGUAGGACCUGAAGCAGGUGUUAAGCUUUCUGACCUAUGUCAUACAGGGCUUGAAAUAAGAAGAAAGUGUUCCCUGCUACUGUAGCAUAAAGGUUUAAACAAUGA
Messenger RNA from Mauremys mutica (yellowpond turtle), 4837 nucleotides. It is a transcript of the gene BUB1, whose product is annotated as BUB1 mitotic checkpoint serine/threonine kinase. Gene Ontology annotation, molecular function: ATP binding; protein kinase activity. The record is from RefSeq and is a predicted model, not a curated record. Gene Ontology annotation, biological process: meiotic sister chromatid cohesion, centromeric; protein phosphorylation; mitotic spindle assembly checkpoint signaling. The transcript has 25 exons. Bases 110 to 3448 code for a protein of 1112 amino acids. NCBI's taxonomy places the organism in Eukaryota, Metazoa, Chordata, Testudines, Geoemydidae.